This is a messenger RNA of Ogataea angusta, 2463 nucleotides long. RefSeq lists its product as uncharacterized. The transcript has a single exon. NCBI's taxonomy places the organism in Eukaryota, Fungi, Ascomycota, Pichiomycetes, Pichiales, Pichiaceae. Gene Ontology annotation, cellular component: eukaryotic translation initiation factor 3 complex. The record is from RefSeq and is a predicted model, not a curated record. Gene Ontology annotation, biological process: translational initiation. Gene Ontology annotation, molecular function: translation initiation factor binding; RNA binding; translation initiation factor activity. The coding region runs from base 1 to 2463 and encodes 820 amino acids.
AUGUCGAGAUUUUUUACGACCGUGUACGAUUCGGAGGACUCUUCUGACGAGGAAUUGCUUUCUUCGUCGGAAGAGCUUCUUUCGUCGUCCGAAUCCGAGGCCGGCGAACGUUCUGAGCAGGAGGAAUCCGAAGAGGAGGAGGAAGAGGAGGAAGAAUGGGCCUCCAGCUCAGACGACGACUCAGACGACGACUACCAUGCCGGCAAGGUGAGAGGACCGUCAUACUUCUUGAAAAAGGAUUUCAAGAGCGGAGGGGACGACAGCGACUCAGACAGCGACGCAGAAGAAAAGAGGGUGGUGAAGAGCGCCAAGGAGAAGUAUUUGGAGGAGAUCGCCAAUCUUGUGGACCAGAUUGAGAACUUCUCGAUGGUUGAAGACUGGGUGAAGAUAUCGACCGAAUUUGACAAGCUGAACAAGACUGUUUCGAAAUAUCCACAGUUCCACAUUCCUGUGCCGCGUCUCUAUAUCAAAUCGCUGGCAAUUUUGGAGGACACCAUUUCUGCAGCACAGAACAGAGACGUGAAGAAGAAGCUGAAUGCGCUGGAGUCGAAGUCGAUGAACGUGGUGAAACAAAGAGUCAAGAAGGCCGUCAAGGACCACCAGUUGGAACUGGACCAAUACAGAAAAAAUCCAGAAGCGUACGAGAGCGGCUCUCUGGUCGAAACCGAGACUCCAAAGGAAACCCAGACCACGCAGACCUCUGGCUCGGAGGCUGCCGGAAUAUUCACGAUCUUGCGUUCUAUCAUAGAAACCAGAGGAAAGAGAAACGUUGACCUUGCAGAGCAGAUCAGCCAAUUGGAAGAGCUCACACAGCUGGCCAAGGCGCCAUUCCACCUCAUCUCCAUCUACCUGCUUCUUGUUCCUAUCAGAUUUGACCUGUAUGCCAAAGCAGCCUUCAUGCCUCUGGAACAAUGGAAAUACGCUCUCAGAGACAUCAACGCUUUGCUGGACGUGCUAGAAAAAAACCGGAAUUACGUUGUUAGCGAGACUGCCGCUCCAACCGACGAUAUUGAGACCGAGCCGCCAGCCGACGCCAGCGGCGUCAAGCAGAUGAUCGGCUCCAUCGCCUCGUUGGUCGAGAGACUUGCUGAUGAGCUCACUUCCCAUCUUCUGGCCAUCGAUCCUCACUCCACAGAGUACGUUUCGAGACUCAGAGACGAGUCAUCAGUGUACACUCUGUUGGUGAGAGCACAGGUCUAUUACGAGUCGAUCAUCUCUAAGAAGGAGCUGCAGACUCCUAAGGGCGACCAGCUUGCCAGAGUCAUUUUGAAAAGAGUGGACUACAUCUACUUCAAGCCUUCGAAGCUCAUUAUUUUUGGCGAGAAUACUGUCUGGAAAAAGUUGGACGAGUCGCUGGACUCCAACAUUUAUCCAAAACUGAAAGAGUCCGGACCGCAGGGAGUCGAAUACACAAACGGCCUGAUCGACGCACUGUGUUUGGUGCUGUAUGAACAGCCAAACUCCGUGUUCAGAAAGAAGGCGGUGCUCUACCACAUAUACUAUUAUGCGUUCAACGACCAAUAUUUCAAGGCUCGCGACAUGCUGCUGCUGUCUCACUUGCAGGCCACCAUACACACCGCCGACCCCCAAUUGCAGGUGCUUUUCAACAGAUCGCUGGUCCAGCUGGGUCUGAGUGCGUUCAGAUGUGGUCUUAUCCACGAGGCCCAGCAGUCGUUGUAUGAGAUUGCCACGUCUCCAAGACAGAAGGAGCUGCUUGGCCAGGGAGUCCAGAGAUUCCAGGUUCAGCAGUCCCAGGUGGACAAGCAGAGAUUGCUUCCUUUCCACAUGCAUGUCAACUUGGAGCUUCUUGAAUGCUCGUUCUACACGGCUUCCAUGCUGAUCGAGGUGCCAUUGAUGGCACAGAACCCUGACUUUGCCAAGAGAAGAGUCGCUGUGUCCAAGUCGUUCAAGAGAGUGCUUGAGUACCACGAGAGACAGAUUUUCGACGGUCCUCCGGAGUACACAAGAGACUACAUUAUGUUGGCAGCCAAGGCUCUGCUCAAGUCCGACUGGAAAAAAGCCAGCGAGCUGAUCAACUCCAUCAAGAUCUGGGAUCUUUUCAACAACAGCGACAAAAUCAAGGCCAUGCUUCUGGAGAAGCUCCAGAUCGAGGCUCUGAGAACCUACCUGUUCACCAACGAAACAUUCUACUCCAAGCUUUCCAUCUCGACGCUGGCUGCCAUUUUCCAGAUCGAGGAGAGACUCGUCAAAUCCACUGUCCUCAAGAUGAUCGCCAACGAGGAGAUCACCGCUCUGUACAACCAGCCCGCCAACAUCCUCGAGUUUGUUGAGGGCAACAAGCUCAAGGCCUCGAAAUUGCAGGAGCUGGCGCUGAACCUGAGCGAGAAGGUGAACCAGAUUGUUGAGAGAAACGAACGUCUGAGCCUGGGAGGAUUCCAGUAUCCGCUGGAGAAAAAACAGAACAGACCUGAACGUGCGAACGGCGUUGCCACCAAGCAGUAA